Messenger RNA from Hippocampus zosterae (dwarf seahorse), 6050 nucleotides. Its product is annotated as tensin-2-like. NCBI's taxonomy places the organism in Eukaryota, Metazoa, Chordata, Actinopteri, Syngnathiformes, Syngnathidae. The record is from RefSeq and is a predicted model, not a curated record. Gene Ontology annotation, biological process: peptidyl-tyrosine dephosphorylation. The coding region runs from base 618 to 4931 and encodes 1437 amino acids. The transcript has 25 exons. Gene Ontology annotation, molecular function: protein tyrosine phosphatase activity; protein binding.
AUCUACAGCCGCGUCCUAAAAUGAAGUCAAACACACGUCUCGGUGAAGAAAAGGAGCCCAAAGAAGGCUCGAUCCUGCGGUGGUGUGCAGACUAGAAAGAGUCUGGAUGGGUCAGGCUGCAUGCAAGCGGCUCCUUCUGCAAGAGAGUGAGAGGGGCUUGAAGUGAAGCCAACCGGCGAAGAGGAAGGACCAUAAACAGCUGCCUCCUUCUCCCCCCCCAUGCAGAGACAGCAAAAGGAGCCCGAUGGAAAGAGAGGGCGGAUGACAGGAGGGUCUGUGGUGAGUUCGGCAAGGGAGUGUCGCAUUUGAGGGUCUUCAGAGGCAGAGGAAGGUGCUGGCAAGUGGAAUGGGAGGCGGGAGGUGCUGAGUAUGCACCCGCAUGCUUUGAGAGUGAGGAAAGCCGAAGUGUAAGAGGACUGGGAAGUGUGUGAGGAAAAUUGGAGGGUUGCAGGAGAAGUUGUAAGAAGAGAAGUGAGAAGAAGUCACCUGCCAGAGGAGCGGGAGUCAGCAGGAGGCCGGAUCAUGUUGGGCAAGCGGACUUUGGAUGUCAAGCUUUGAGGGGUUCUCUUGGCUGGCAACAAAACUUCAGAGGAGAAGGGCCACCAAAGGCUGCAAUCAUGGGGUGCAUUCACAGCCUGGCCACCAGGAGGAUUAAGGACCACCAAGAUGACCCCGAAGACACAGCUCUAAAGACUGACCCUGAGGUACUCCCUGAGAUCCUGCAACUCGCUGAGGUGUCUACCAUCUGUGCCUCAACGCCAGAGCAGCAAGAUUCCAUGAAAUCUACAUCACUGAAGAAAAGAAGCUCCAUGCCGAGUAAAAGUGAGGAGCAAGUCAUGGAGCAGGUGAUGGAGCGCCACUACGACAUUGACCUCACUUAUAUCACGGAGAGGAUCAUCUCGGUCUUCUUCAUGCCAGAGCUUGAGGAACAGCGAUACUGCGCCGAGCUGCAGGGAAUGGCGACAAUGCUUAAAUCCAAGCAUCAGGACAAGUUUCUGCUUUUGAAUUUGUCAGAAAAGAGACAUGACAUCACAAGACUCAUCCCAAAGGUGCAGGACUUCGGUUGGCCUGAUCUCCACGCUCCACCUUUGGACAGGAUCUGUACCGUGUGUAAGGCCAUGGAGACGUGGCUGAGUGCUGAUCCCAAUAAUGUAGCGGUUCUCCACUGUAAGGGAAACAAAGGGAAGACAGGUGUCAUUGUGGCGGCUUACAUGCACUACAGCAAGAUAUCGGCAGGAGCGGAACAGGCGCUCACCACGCUGGCCAUGCGGAAGUUUUGCGAGGACAAAGUUUCUUCUUCCCUUCAGCCCUCUCAGAACAGGUACAUCUACUGCUUUGGUGGCCUGCUGUCAGGUGCCAUUAAAAUGAAUAGCAGUCCCUUGUUCCUCCAUCAGAUUCAUAUUCCAUCACUGCCAAAUUUUCAGACGGGAGGAGGUUACUUUCCAUUUGUAAAGAUCUACCAAUCACUACAGCUGAUCUACACCUCCUGUGUCUACAACCCGCAGACCUCUAGGUCCCGGAAGCUGUGUGUGACGAUGGAGCCGGCGUUAUUAUUGAAGGGGGACAUCAUGGUCAAGUGCUAUCAUCGACGGAGCCAGGCAGCAGAGAGAGAGGUGGUAUUCAGGAUCCAGUUCCACACGUGCACCAUUCAUGGUGCCCAGCUGUGGUUUGGGAAGAAGGAUCUUGACGUAGCCUGCACAGAUGACAGGUUCCCUCGCGAUGCUGCAGUGGAGUUCAUCUUUUCUACCAGGCCGGAAAAAAUAAACAAAAACCAGAAGACAGAACCCUCCAUCAAAGUGAACUACAACGCGUCAGAUCCAGUGGUCAGUUGGGACUCUUACGAGAAUUUGAACCUGCACCAUCAAGACAGCCCAGAGAAUAUUUCUCAUACAAGGGGCCCUUUGGAUGGUAGUCUGUACGCACAGGUGAGAAAACGACGAGGACCGGGCCCAACUUCCCCACCCAACGGGUGCCUCGCCAGCAGCCCAACGGUGACGACGCAGAUGGCCAAACAGUCGCAGAUUCUCACCGGCACUUCCAGCUGUGUCCCCUCUGAUCACGUCGAGAACCGCUCAUCCUUCACCGCUCAUCCCGGAAACGAGACGAUUGAAAGUCUGACGGAUAAAGGACACACCGAGACAAGGGAGAGCGUACGGUGGAAAGAAAAAAACAGAGAGACCGAGAUUUUAGACGAUGCAAAAUUGUCAAAUCCCGGAGGAUUAGCGCGAGAGUGUUGCGGUCGAGCGGGUACCACGUGUGGAGGCGUGGGGCGGCAAUGGGAGCAAGAGCCCUGCCCGGCUGAUGGUCACUGCGCUGGAUGUUACGACGGUCUCAGAAAACAUGCCAAAAGUCAAACUCUGCCAGCCUUACCAUCCAAGUCUGCGUCCCCUCCGCCUCAUUUGACUCAUAUGGAACUCUGUCAUCGCCAUAGUGUCCAUCCUUUGCCAGAGUUAGCCUGGGAACAGCCACCUCCAUCCGUACCUUGUCUCCACAGACCCUGCUUCCCUUAUUCCGCUUCAGAAUAUCCACGUUCACACGGCCACACGCUUCCGGCUUCGAGCCGACACUACAAUGACGAGUGCCAAGUCUUCCAUUAUGCCAGCCAAGCCCCGAGCUCUCACCUUUCCCACCAGUCCCUACUUACAAGCCCGUACCGAGAGAUGUUCUUUGCUCCGCCAAAUCAGUUCCCUGGCUGUUCUUGCCGGGAGUGCUCCGGCAGGCGGGAGCACCAGGCAGCCUCAGUCAGAGUCCUCCAUUCCAUGCAUCCAGACCAAGCAGCGGGAUUACAACAAACUCGAGAAGCGUUGUGGGAAAACAAAAACCAGUGGGAAGCUGACUUCUGGCAAUGUAAAUCGGCCGUCCCUCCUUAUCACAUCUGUCACUCUGCCGCUUUCAAGCAGGGCGCAGAGCAGCAAAGGUUUAUCCUUGGACCACAGCAGAGUCAUCCCAGCCCGCAGCCUCUGAUGGACAUUCGGGAUGGAGCCAGCAGCGGAUACCACACGCCUCCGCCUCCACGUCAAUCUUGCCCCUGCUCUCCUUAUCAGUCGUCUCCCGUUGACAGCCACGGGAGUCGGGGUUAUGCUUCGGGUAACCUCUCUGGGUCAGCUUCUCCUUUGCCAGCCAGUAGCCCCUCGCUUGGGGGAGGAAGACUUCUAGAAACCCCUGCGGGAGCCAAGGAUCAGCAGCAGGAGCAUAUCAAAGAAAAGGCCAUACCUAGCGCAGAGGUUGACAUAUCGCAGGGUUCGGAGGGUCGACCUGACAGAUCAAGCGCUCAGACUCUGGACUCUGAUCAUGACUAUACAGUCAUUGGCGGCGGCAGCCCCACCCACACAGAAGACAGCUUAAGUCAAGAAGCCUCAAUAGCGCUGGAAAUCAACACAAAUGGCAUUGAAACGCCUACAAUAUCAGAGACGGAACAAUCCCAAAGUUCCAACAUCAGACCGCCUUCAAGUGAACUUUCUCAGAGUCGUACAUCUGAUGGAAAGAAACUCCAGGAAGUCGACGUCAAAGAAAAUGACGAGGCUGCUGGUCACUCUCAUAAUGCCACGAUCAUCAUCACCCCGGUAGAUGACCAAAUCAAUACCUCAAAUGCGCCUGGUGACGACCCGUCCGGCAGCGGCACAACACAAGUGGCAAGCCCGAGCCCUUCCAGCAACUCUUUGCAAAAUUCUCCAACAGAGCCCCCGGGUCACAGCUCCCCGUCCACUACAAAUCCACCAGAGCAUCGCCUAACGCCUGAGAGAGCCGGCUCAACUGACAGCAAGCCACCGUCACCUGUGCCGGAUGGUUACCACACGCCGACUUUCCCGCUCGCACACUAUUACUACCCUUUGCUAAACGUCCCCCAUGUCCCUUACACUGGCUACACUGCGAUCACAAUCCCGGCCUCUCAGCCACCACUCCCAGAAAAGAAACGACUCUCAUCAACGCCGGGAUCCUUAAACGGCCACGUUUCACAUUUACGAGGCUCUCCGGUGCCUUCGCCGACGCACAAUGUGACUUUGCCCGCAACUAUGACAGAGCAGCGGCAGGGCUACGCGCAGUUCAGCGGCAGCAGGGAGGACAUCAGGGUCAACGCAAAGUUUGUCCAAGAUAGCUCAAAGUACUGGUACAAACCAGGCAUCUCCAGAGACCAAGCCAUAGCGGUGUUAAAGGACAAGGAACCAGGAACUUUCCUCAUUAGAGACAGUAAUUCGUUCCAAGGUGCCUACGGCCUGGCCCUCAAAGUGGCCACACCCCCUCCUAAUGCCAACGUCACUGGUACAAAAGCAGAUGCCGUGGAACAGCUUGUGCGACAUUUCCUCAUUGAGACAGGACCGCGGGGUGUCAAAAUCAAGGGCUGUCAGAAUGAAGCGUAUUUUGGGAGUUUAUCAGCCCUGGUGUACCAACAUUCAAUCACACCCAUCUCUUUGCCGUGUGCCCUUCGCAUCCCCGAAAGAGAUCUGGUUGGGGAUCUUCAGGAGCUCCGGAGUGUAACAAACACAAGCACAGCGGCUGACCUCCUCAAACAGGGAGCAGCCUGCAACGUUCUUUACCUGAACUCCGUGGACACGGAAUCAUUAACGGGGCCGGAGGCGGUUUCCAAAGCAAGCAAAAGUACACUGGCUCUGAGUCCACGUCCUGCUGCAACAGUGGUCCAUUUUAAAGUUUCCUCUCAGGGCAUCACCUUAACGGACAGCAAAAGACGGUUAUUUUUCCGGAGACACUACCCCAUCAGCAGUGUGACUUUCAGUAGUCUUGACCCCCAAGACCAGAGAUGGACUAACAGUGAUAGCACGUCCAGCAAGAUGUUUGGUUUUGUGGCCAGGCGAACGGGCAGCGCCACAGAGAACGUGUGCCACCUUUUCGCAGAGCUGGAUCCAGAGCAACCUGCUGUGGCCAUUGUCAACUUUAUCAAUAAGGUUAUGCUGGGCCCGCAGCUACGCAGAUGAAACAUGAAGUCUAUGUACAGUGCAGAAGACUUAUGCCACCACUGACUUUGUUGUUUUGAUUGUUGAUUUGUUUUUGCAGCAGGCAUUUUGACAUUGGAUUACCAAAGAGGAUCUGUAAUUCUUCGGAUUGUGUGGAAUUGAUUGUUGAUCAACCGUGGAUGUAUGUUCCACUAUGUGUCAAUUAGUUUGCUGGAUAGAAAAGGAAUGAUUUUUUUUUUCUGUUGCAAAUCAUUUGAUGUUAAAACGUGAGCAUAAAAAUAAUCUUUUUUUUCGCAUUUGCAUUUUAACCCCUUCAGGGACAGCGGUUUCUAGAGUGGACAUCUUAUGUUAUCAGGUAACAGGGUGCACGAGAUUUCAAAUUUAAUCAAAUGUCGGUUUCGACUUCACCGAUGUGCAGAAUUACAUGCAGAAUGUUUAAGCACGUGGCGAGUGGGCUUUGUAUAAGUAAUACAUAUAAGUUUUCAGAUUAAGAGGUUUUUGUUGAAAAAUCAAACCGAAAGUGAGGGAAAGUUCCCAUUUGAGACGGAUAAAUUUAUCCCAGCAGUUACAGAGUACUUGUGACAGGCAGUAUUUUCCUCUGCUUCACGAAAGAAACACCGACAUCUAAUUGUAUUUAAGAUGAAAGGAUAUGGAAUGCACUGAGCUAAUACACAAAGGCAUAACAAAAAACAAGCUCAAGUAACACAGCCAUAAAUGAAUCAACCAACUCAAAGACAGAAUAUCGAUAUUAACUUUUUUGUGACAGGAAAUAACGAAAUCAUGCCUUAAAGCUGGAAUAUUUCACAUUUGGGGAAACAUGUCACACUGGUAAGGUCAUUUUCAACAGAGACGUGAGCUCACUUUCUCCAUGCCUCAGAAUGACCACAUAUUUGGUCUUGACUUCUUUGAUUUGUUUCUAUUUUCACAAACCAACCAAGAUCCUUGGUAACAGACAAUAAACAUAACCAAACCAAAGACAUCAAUUGUAAAAAUAUAUUUCAAGUUUGAUGUUUUUAUUAUUAUUAUGUUUCUCACUUGUUUUUUUACAAACAGUAUAACCAGCACAAAUGUAAUUUUCAUAACGUUCGUCUGGAAAAAAAGUAAUAUAUUUUAUGUGUGAAAUAAAGUGCUAAAAAACAC